This is a messenger RNA of Menidia menidia (Atlantic silverside), 2448 nucleotides long. NCBI's taxonomy places the organism in Eukaryota, Metazoa, Chordata, Actinopteri, Atheriniformes, Atherinopsidae. The record is from the annotation of a GenBank genome assembly.
UUGGUUUGAAACUCCGCCCACGGCUGCUUAACAAGCCUGGCCCCGCGCUGUCAGCCCCAGUGAUACGCACUGCCCCAUGUCCCAGUGGACGCAGCUCUCUCUGACCACUGACAACUGCAGACGACCUGCGCCAGCAAACGGAGACAGGGAGCAUCUUUUUAUUUUUGAAAGAAGUCUGAGGAUAAAACACAGGCUCCCUGCGCCGCAAGCUCCACUCCAUGGUGAGGAUAGUGGAAGAAUAAAACCUCAGAAGAAAAAAAAACAAAAACAAACAAACGUGACACCGGACACAGUGAAGAUCCUCUCGGGGACUGUUCGUUUUUCAGAGAUCCGUGUCAUCCCUCUGGAUUUUCACUGACUGAGCGGAUAAAAGCCGCGCAGAUGGACGUGGCGGCGGACCAGCCCCGCUGGAUGCAUCACCACGCCGUGCUCAACGGCCAGCACCCAGACUCGCACCAUCCCGGCCUGGGGCACAACUACAUGGAGCCCACGGCGCAGCUCCUGCCUCCCGACGAGGUGGACGUCUUCUUCAAUCACCUGGACUCGCAGGGGAACCCGUACUACCACAACCCUGCCCGGGCCAGAGUGUCCUACAGCCAAGCGCACGCGCGUCUGACGGGGAGUCAGGUCUGCCGGCCUCAUCUCCUGCACAGUCCGGGGAUCCCGUGGCUGGACGGUGGGAAGGCAGCCCUGUCCGCUCACCACCACAACCCCUGGGCCGUCAGCCCCUUCAGCAAGCCCAGCCUGCACCACCCGGGCUCGGCCUCCCCCGGGGCUCUCUCCGGCGUCUACCAGUGCGGCGGCAGCAACAGCUCCAACCCGGUCUCCGCGUCCCUGACGCCGCCUUCCCACUCCGGCUCCCACCUGUACACCUUCCCCCCCACGCCGCCCAAAGACGCGUCCCCGGACCCGGGCGCGGCGUCCCCGUCCUCCUCCGCCACCAGAAUGGACGACAAGGAAUCUAUCAAAUACCAAGUGUCGCUAUCGGAAGGGAUGAAGAUGGAGGGGUCCAGUCCCCUGAGGAGCAGCCUGGCCUCGAUGGGCGCGCAGACCCCGUCGGCCCACCACCCCAUCCCGACCUACGCGCCCUACUCCCUCCCGGUGACGCACGACUACGGCGGCAGUCCCUUCCAGCCGGGCAGCCUGCUGGGGCUGUCCUUCUCCUCCAAGAACAAAGGCAAGACGCGGUCCUGCACCGAGGGCCGUGAGUGUGUGAACUGUGGUGCCACCUCGACGCCUCUGUGGAGACGGGACAGCACUGGACACUACCUCUGCAACGCCUGUGGCCUGUACCACAAGAUGAACGGCCAGAACAGACCACUCAUCAAGCCCAAACGCAGGCUGUCUGCUGCCAGACGAGCUGGCACCUGUUGUGCGAACUGUCAGACUACCACCACCACACUCUGGAGGCGCAAUGCAAAUGGGGACCCUGUGUGCAACGCCUGCGGCCUCUACUAUAAACUGCACAACGUCAACCGGCCUCUUACCAUGAAAAAGGAGGGAAUACAGACACGCAACAGGAAGAUGUCCAACAAAUCCAAGAAGAGCAAGCGGUGCAGCGAUAGCUACGAAGAGUUUUCCAAAAGUCUGCAUGACAAGGGCUCUCCCUUCAGCGCCGCCUCGCUGGCCGGUCACAUGUCCAUGGGUCACUUGCCGCCCUUCAGCCACGCCGGACACAUGCUCCCCACACCCACGCCGAUACACCCGUCAUUCGGCCACCCGCACCAUUCUAACAUGGUGACGGCGAUGGGCUGAAAAGGAGACGAGUUGGAGAGGAGGCAUAGAUUCAAAGGUCCUUAGAUGAUUGUAUGAAAGGGAUUGAAGGUCUAAGCCAAGGACAGUGUGUACAGUGUUACGGGCAUGCAGCAUGCGUGUCUUCAUCUUGAUUGUCUCUUGAUUGAUUAUGCCUGCGGUGGGUUGUGGGAAGAACGGACAUUUUACUACUUAUCCAUAGGUACCAAAUUUGACGGCAUAACAUUGGGUUUCCUGUUAACCAGGCAUUAAAAGAAAGAAAAAAGUAUUUUCACCUCCCAGUUUCACUGCACUGACAGUGUGGGUGAACUAAACGCGCUUAUGGUCACUGUAAAUACUGUAAAUGUGUGAGAGUGGAAGUGGACUGUCCCACAGAAAAAUGCCCGUCACUACUAAAAAUAUGCUGGGUUUUUUGCUCCUGGACAAUUUUAAAGCAAUUUUCCACAGGGGGAAAAAAAAGCAAAGAAAGGUUUAUGAAUUCUUAUUUGACACUGUUUAUUAUAAUUAUUGUUAUUAUAAUUAAUAUUGUUAUUCAGAUAAUUUAUUUUCACAAUUGUUUUUUUCUUUGAUGAUAUUACCUGAUUCAUAAUAUGGAUGCUGUUAUCCCAGUUAUGAAUAUAUUUUUAGCUGAAUCGCUUUGUCUGAGCUGGUCAACAUUUAUACUCUAAUGAAAUAAAGAGAUCAAGUUCAAUAUCC